AUGUCUGACGAAACAAAGCCUAUUGAAGAAUCUUCAAUUGAAUCCAAUUUGCAACAGGAACAAGAUAACGAAAAGGAAUCCGUUACCAUCUCGGAAGAAUCCAAGAAAAGAGCUGUUGAACCAUCAACAGACAAGAAAAAGAAAAGAAGAAGAAGAAACUACGAUGAAGAGGACAAGGAGAUAGAAAAGGAAGAAGCAAAAGAAAAGAGUGGCAAAAAUGAGAAUGAGGAAGAAGAAGACGAUGAUGAUGAGGAUGAUGAGGAUGACUAUGAACAAGGGAAGUUAGAAGAUGACGAGGAAGAGGAAGAUGAAUUGUUGGAAAUUGAUGAAUCAAAUAUUAUAACAACCGGCAGAAGAACAAGAGGGAAAGUAAUUGACUUUACUAAAGCUGCUGAAGAAUUGGAUAAGGAACGUGGGGUGGUGGCAGAAGAAGAAGAAGAGGAAGAGGAAGAAGCAAACGAAGAUGAUGAAUUCAAAGAACAAGUUCAAAAUUAA
Messenger RNA from Candida dubliniensis CD36, 495 nucleotides. RefSeq lists its product as uncharacterized. Bases 1 to 495 code for a protein of 164 amino acids. The transcript has a single exon. NCBI's taxonomy places the organism in Eukaryota, Fungi, Ascomycota, Pichiomycetes, Serinales, Debaryomycetaceae. The record is from RefSeq and is a predicted model, not a curated record.